This is a messenger RNA of Racocetra persica, 2278 nucleotides long. The record is from the annotation of a GenBank genome assembly. NCBI's taxonomy places the organism in Eukaryota, Fungi, Glomeromycota, Glomeromycetes, Diversisporales, Gigasporaceae.
AUGCCGAGCAAAAAUUUAGAGAAGCUUGACUUGUUUAAUCAAUCCAGCUUGAUGGGUAAUGGGCAGUUUGAAUACGAUUCUGUAACAACUCCGGAUGAAUUUCCCAUCUUGAAUUCGGUACAAUUUGAUUAUAUGGUCGAAUAUCCGGUAAAUCAAUUAAUUGGUAGCUUCGUUAUAAUACCAGACACCACAUCUUCAGAUGGAUUUUCGUUAUAUUGUAUUCAAUCUAAAGCAGUACAACAAUACUGCAUAAGUGGAGAUUUACUAUUGCCUCCGAAUAUUGAUGCAUGUCCUGAAUAUGUAAGCGCAGAGCGUGUUAUUGAUCGACAGCGGCAAGAAGAUGAGGAUGAUGUCAAGAAAGAGCAAGGCGCCGUUUGUUCGGAGUCGUUUGAUUUUUCCUCAAAUGCUGAGGGCAUUAAUGUUGAAGAAAGUAUUGCCGAAAAAGACACUAACAAAGAAACAUUAGUAGUUGAAAAUUCGUAUUUCGCAGGUGAUGGACCUGAAGUAGUUUCUGUAACUUCUGAGAUCGAUGAAUCUACAUCGACAGGGAAGCAAAAUAUAAUAGAAGGAAAUAUAUCGGAUUUACAAGAUGAAAGUGAAGCGAAAAAUGCGGAAAAUCAAAAAACAACAAAUAUUAAAUUGUCCACGGCUGUUAAUGGUGCUAUAGCCAAAUUGAAAGAGAAAAAGAAAACAAUUGCUGCGACUAGUACUGCAUCAGCGGUUCAAAAUACAGAUAUAUCUUCAGAUUCAGAAAAGACUUCAAGGCGGAAGGAAUCACGUCGAGGAUUAGAAAAGGAAAAGGACAACGAAAAUGUUAUUCAAUCUUCUGAGGUGACUAACAAAUCUGCUGGCAAAAAGUCUGCCGAAGGAGUCUCAAAGAACGGGAAAUCUAAUACAGGCGGUGAAAAAAACAGGAAGGCAACAGAAAUACUUCAAGAUGGUGUGAGUAUUAAAGUAUCCAGCGGAAAAUCUUAUUCAAUAGCAAAACAAACUUCUGGUGACGUAUCUGGUCCGGAAGUACUCUCUACGAUUGGACAGUCUUCAACGACAGCUUCUGUUGCCGGAAUAUCACCAGCUCAGAUGCAGACAAUAUUGAAAGAAAUAAAAAAAAUGGAAGACAACGUUACCAAUAAGAUUGGAAAGAUGUUUUCAAAAGAAUUAGAAAAACAGUUUCAAAAAAUUGAGGAUGAACGCAUAGCUCAUCAAGCAGCAGAAACUUCGCGCCAAGAAGCAAUUCUUAAAAUAGUUUCUCAGACGUUAAGCACCAAUACAGCUAAAUUAUUGGAAUCGACGAUCCGUAACGAAAUUCAAACUUCAGUUUUACCGACAUUAAACAAGAUGGUCACUAAUGCUGUUGACAAGCAUGCACAUAAAGGAAUGGUUGAUGCCGUGAAUAAGAACAUUCCAACUGCUAUUGAAAAGUCUGUAGCAGACAAUGUACAACGUGUUCUUGCAAAAACUACAGUCAUAGAAUCAAUCGCUAAAGGUGUCUCAAAGGCUAUUAGGCCGGUUAUCGAGGAAACAUUCAGGGAAAAUUUUACAACAGUACUCAUUCCGUCCUAUCAAAAAGCUACCAAUGCAAUGUUUGAGCAAAUAACUGCUACUUUUGAGGCCGGUCUGCAAGAUAUUGCUCACAAGAGUGCGCAAGUCUCCUCCUAUUCAAAUAUUGGAAAUGUUGGCGAUCAGAAUGCUUUGGCGCGUUUGCAGGCUUCUUUAGAGCAUCUAAACUUGUCCGUACAACAACUUCAGCAAUUACAUCUACAAGCUAAUCCACAAUCAAAUCUUACGAGGCAUGUGGAACAACCAGUAGCUCGUACAUCUGACGAAUUGCAGCAUCAUUUAGCUCGGUCACUUUCGGGUGAAUUGAAACGUAUUUUAAUUCCGCAUAAUUGUGCUACAACUCAACCGCCCUCUGCAGCUGGUCUGGAAGACACGAAUAAUUCUGCUAUAGACAGAGCAUUGGAAGCUCAGAAUUAUGAAGAUGCAUUUGUAGCGACCGUAUUUCCGCCUACAAGACCUUUACUUUCACAGCCUGUCAUUCUUUCGCUUAUUCACCACCUUUCCUUAGAAUUAAAUAAAUAUACUGAGCUCAAAUUUGCAUGGAUGGAGGAGGCUGUUAUUAAACUUAAUCCAAAGGAUCUUAUAAUUCGAGAGCAUUGUGAAAGGCUCUUACCGAUGGUGAAACAGCGAUUAGAACAAUAUUAUUAUCAAGUUGCAGCUCAAGAUCCACAAAGCCCUAAUCUGAAAAACAUAACCCUUCUAGUUCAUGUUGUUAAUA